Messenger RNA from Zychaea mexicana, 1098 nucleotides. RefSeq lists its product as uncharacterized. Lineage: Eukaryota; Fungi; Mucoromycota; Mucoromycetes; Mucorales; Lichtheimiaceae. The record is from RefSeq and is a predicted model, not a curated record. The transcript has 10 exons. Bases 1 to 1098 code for a protein of 365 amino acids.
AUGAAGGAGAAGCUCGAUACGGACGCAGCUGUAACACUCAAUAGCGAUCAUCCAGAAGACUGGGACAACGAAAUGGCGUACCAUAAUUCAGAGCAUGAAGAACGUUCCAAGUCGAUGAGACAUGAGAUUGGUGCAAGAAGCGCCAAAUCUGGCCGUUGCUCAAAUGCCACGAUGGAGAGUAGGAAAAGACGUAAAAGGAAACUCAAGCGGACUGCCGAUGAUGCCGGGCUUACCGCCCAUUAUUACAACGAGAAAAAGCGGCUUCGAUUGGUUGGGUUCGAUUUCGGAAAGGAUGAAAAAGGCCAGUACCAUCCGAAUGCUCUCAGACCGGUUUUAUUACGGGAUGGUCAAUUAGCCCAACUUCAUAAAGGGCUAAAGGACGAAGUUGUCAAACUGCUCGGAGAUGACGAUGUGCAAACUGCAUAUGCGAGCGCUGAAAAACGACCUCGCACUGAGACCUCUUCUAUAGCUACGACAAGUCAAGAUGAGGAGUAUGACGGUUAUGACGACAGUGACUUGAAUAUUCCUCUCACUUCGCCACCCCCACGUACCAAUCAAGGCCGCGGCGAAGGUCCACAGUACAAAGCAAGAAACCUCAAUACCAUGGUGGAACCAUGUAAAGGAUGUGCCAACCCUAAGAUGGUGACACGUAAUGUUGAUUGCGUAUACAUGACUGUAUAUCUUAUGAGGCAUCAUUUGCUUGCAGCAACACCUGCGCAGCCAGAAAUGGCGUUUCACCUCUGUGUUUUGGAGUUUUACGCCACGCUUCGAGGUUUUGGACACACAGCUGUCCAAGCAUUUGGAAGCACCGUAUCUCACGUUCAUGAUUUCCAUAAGGAUGAAACGUUGCAUAAAAAUUUUGGACAUACGUUCUUUAAGUAUUUAGAGACUACCACACUAGUAGAAGAAGAACUGGUAUCGAAAAAUGAAUGGGCAAAAGAAGAAUAUGGAUGUCCUACGUGUCAUCCAAAUUGUAUGUUUAUCGCUAUCGAUGGCAAUAUUCAACUUGAACGUCAUAUGGUGUAUUUCAUCUAUAACCACCAAAACUUUUACAUCAACUUUGAGGGCUUAUUUCUUCCCCCACAUCAAGUUUAUUGA